This is a messenger RNA of Eubalaena glacialis (North Atlantic right whale), 10196 nucleotides long. It is a transcript of the gene SPTB, whose product is annotated as spectrin beta, erythrocytic. Gene Ontology annotation, molecular function: actin filament binding; phospholipid binding; structural constituent of cytoskeleton. Gene Ontology annotation, biological process: actin cytoskeleton organization. The coding region runs from base 253 to 7248 and encodes 2331 amino acids. Gene Ontology annotation, cellular component: cell junction; plasma membrane; spectrin. NCBI's taxonomy places the organism in Eukaryota, Metazoa, Chordata, Mammalia, Artiodactyla, Balaenidae. The transcript is spliced from 36 exons. The record is from RefSeq and is a predicted model, not a curated record.
GUCCCGGCAGCAGCGAUGUCCCCCGGCAGGAAUGUCCCUCCUCAGAUAAUGUUAUUUAUAUCUCUGGGCGGGUCCGCGGCUCGGCAGCACCAGGCGCCCGGCGGCCGCUGUGCCAGGAGCCCCGCGCUGCCCUCCUCCCCCUACGCCGCCGCCGCUGCCACCCCCGGGCUCGGGGUGGCCGCCGCUACAGCCCCAGCGCAGGGACCCUUCCAUGAAGACUGAGGCAGGCGUAGCUGCUGAGAGCCUGCUGACAUGACAUCGGCCACGGAGUUUGAAAACGUGGGCAACCAGCCACCGUACAGCCGGAUCAAUGCCCGCUGGGAUGCCCUGGACGAUGAGCUGGAUAAUGACAGCAGCUCAGCCAGGCUCUUUGAGAGGUCCCGGAUCAAGGCCUUGGCAGAUGAGCGGGAAGUUGUUCAGAAGAAAACCUUCACAAAAUGGGUGAACUCGCACCUGGCGCGUGUGUCCUGCCGCAUCACUGACCUCUACAAGGACCUGCGGGAUGGGAAGAUGCUCAUCAAGCUGCUGGAAGUGCUCUCUGGAGAGAUGCUGCCAAAGCCCACGAAGGGGAAGAUGCGCAUCCACUGCCUGGAGAAUGUGGACAAGGCCCUGCAGUUCCUGAAGGAGCAGCGUGUGCACCUGGAGAACAUGGGCUCCCACGACAUUGUGGACGGCAACCACCGCCUGGUCCUGGGCCUCAUCUGGACUAUCAUCCUCCGCUUCCAGAUUCAGGACAUCGUUGUCCAAACUCAGGAAGGUCGUGAGACGCGCUCAGCCAAGGACGCGUUGCUGUUAUGGUGUCAGAUGAAGACGGCAGGCUACCCCCAUGUCAACGUCACCAACUUCACCUCCAGCUGGAAGGAUGGCCUAGCCUUUAACGCCCUGAUCCACAAGCACCGGCCCGACCUGAUUGACUUUGAUAAGCUGAAGGACUCCAACGCCCGGCACAACCUGGAGUACGCGUUCGACGUGGCUGAGCGACAGCUGGGCAUCAUCCCACUCCUCGACCCUGAAGAUGUCUUCACAGAAAACCCUGACGAGAAAUCCAUCAUCACCUAUGUGGUGGCGUUUUACCACUACUUCUCCAAGAUGAAGGUGCUGGCAGUGGAGGGCAAGCGCGUUGGCAAGGUAAUUGACCACGCCAUUGAGACCGAGAAGAUGAUUGAAAAGUACAGCGGGCUGGCCUCAGACCUGCUCACCUGGAUCGAGCAGACCAUCACUGUCCUGAACAGCCGCAAGUUCGCCAACUCCCUGACCGGUGUCCAGCAGCAGCUGCAGGCCUUCAGUACCUACCGCACCGUGGAGAAGCCGCCCAAGUUUCAGGAGAAGGGGAAUCUAGAAGUCCUACUUUUUACCAUCCAGUCACGGAUGAGAGCCAACAAUCAGAAAGUGUACACGCCCCAUGAUGGGAAACUCGUGUCCGACAUCAACCGGGCCUGGGAAAGCCUGGAGGAAGCUGAGUACCGGCGGGAGCUGGCUCUGAGGGAGGAGCUCAUCCGGCAGGAGAAGCUAGAGCAGUUGGCCCGGCGCUUUGACCGAAAGGCUGCCAUGAGAGAGACGUGGCUCAAUGAAAACCAGCGGCUUGUGGCCCAGGAUAAUUUCGGGUACGACCUGGCAGCUGUGGAGGCCGCCAAGAAGAAGCACGAGGCCAUUGAGACGGACACAGCUGCCUACGAGGAGCGGGUGAGGGCCCUGGAGGACCUGGCCCAGGAGCUGGAGCGGGAGAAUUACCACGACCAGAAGCGCAUCACGGCCCGUAAGGACAACGUCCUGCGCCUGUGGAACUACCUGCAGGAGCUGCUGCAGUCCCGGCGCCAGAGGCUUGAGAAGACGCUGGCCCUGCAGAAGCUCUUCCAGGACAUGCUGCACAGCAUCGACUGGAUGGACGAGAUCAAGGCUCACCUCUUGUCUGCCGAGUUCGGGAAGCACUUGUUGGAGGUCGAGGACUUGCUACAAAAACACAAGUUGAUGGAGGCUGACAUCGCCAUCCAAGGGGACAAAGUGAAGGCCAUCACCACAGCCACUCUAAAGUUCACUGAGGAGCCAGGGUACCAGCCUUGCGACCCACAGGUCAUCCAGGACCGUGUCAGCCACCUGGAGCAGUGCUUCGAGGAGCUGAGCAACACGGCAGCCGGACGCAAGGCCCAGCUGGAGCAGUCCAAGCGGCUCUGGAAGUUCUUCUGGGAGAUGGAUGAGGCCGAGAGCUGGAUCAAGGAGAAGGAGCAGAUUUACUCCUCCCUGGACUAUGGCAAGGACCUGACCAGCGUGCUCAUCCUGCAGCGCAAGCACAAGGCCUUCGAGGACGAGCUGCGCGGGCUGGACGCCCACCUGGACCAGAUCUUCCAGGAGGCUGAGGGCAUGGUUGCACGCAAGCAGUUCGGGCACCCGCAGAUCGAGGCCCAGAUCAAGGAGGUGUCUGCCCAGUGGAACCAGCUGAAGGAGCUGGCUGCCUUCCGCAAGAAGAACCUCCAGGACGCUGAGAACUUCUUUCAGUUCCAGGGCGAUGCGGACGAUCUGAAGGCCUGGCUGCAAGAUGCCCACCGGCUGCUCUCGGGAGAAGAUGUGGGGCAGGAUGAAGGGGCCACACAGGCCCUGGGGAAGAAGCACAAGGACUUUCUGGAGGAGCUAGAGGAGAGCCGCGGGGUGAUGGAGCAUCUGGAACAGCAGGCCCAGGGGUUCCCCCAAGAGUUUCGGGAUUCCCCAGAUGUGACCAACCGGCUGCAGGCCCUCCGGGAUCUCUACCAGCAGGUGGUGGCCCAAGCGGACGUGCGUCGGCAGAGGCUGCAGGAUGCCCUGGACCUGUACACGGUGUUUGGGGAGACGGAUGCCUGUGAACUGUGGAUGGGCGAGAAGGGGAAGUGGCUGGCCCAGAUGGACAUCCCAGACACGCUGGAGGACCUGGAGGUCGUGCAGCACAGGUUUGAUAUCCUGGACCAGGAGAUGAAGACUUUGAUGGCUCAGAUUGAUGGCGUGAACCUUGCUGCCAACAGCCUGGUAGAGAGUAGCCACCCACGCAGUGGAGAAGUGAAGAAGUGCCAGGACCACCUGAAUACCAGGUGGCAGGAAUUCCAGACCGUGGUGUUGGAACGGCGGGAGGCUGUGGACUCGGCCCUCCGGGUGCACAGCUACUGCGUGGAGUGCGAGGAGACCAGCAAGUGGGUGGUGGACAAGACGAAGGUGGUGGAGUCUACAAGGGACCUGGGCCGGGACCUGGCGGGCGUCAUCGCCAUCCAGCGCAAGUUGUCGGGGCUGGAGCGUGACGUGGCCGCCAUCCAUGCCCGCGUGGAUGCCCUGGAGCAGGAGUCGCGGCGGCUGAUGGAGUCACACCCUGAGCUGAAGAAGGACAUUGGCCAGCGGCAGGCGUAUGUGGAGGAGCUGUGGCAGGCCCUGCAGCAAGCCCUGAAGAGCCAGGAGGCCUCGCUGGGGGAAGCCAGCCAGCUGCAGGCCUUCCUGCAGGAUCUGGAUGCGUUCCAGGCCUGGCUGUCCACGGCCCAGAAGGACGUGGCCUCCAAGGACAUGCCCGAGUCCCUCCCAGAGGCCGAGCAGCUCCUGCAGCAGCACGCGGCCAUCAAGGACGACAUUGACAGGCACCAGAAGAGCUACGAGCAGGUCAAGGCAUCCGGAGAGAAGGUGAUCCAUGGCCAGACAGACCCGGAGUACCUGCUCCUGGGCCAGCGGCUGGCUGGCCUGGAUAAGGGCUGGGAUGCCCUGCACCGGAUGUGCGAGAGCCGCAGCCAUGCCCUCACCCAGUGCCUCGGCUUCCAGGAGUUCCAGAAAGAUGCCAAGCAGGCUGAAGCCAUCCUCAGCAACCAGGAAUAUACUCUGGCUCACUUGGAGCCCCCAGACUCCCUAGAAGCUGCAGAGGCCAGGAUCCGGAAGUUUGAGGAAUUCUUGGUGUCUAUGGAGAACAACCGGGAUAAGGUUUUGAGUCCUGUGGACUCUGGAAACAAGCUGGUAGCUGAAGGAAACCUCUACUCAGACAAGAUCAAGGAGAAGGUGCAGCUGAUUGAGGACAGGCACAGGAAGAAUGACGAGAAGGCCCAGGAGGCCUCGGUCCUUCUGAGAGACAACCUGGAACUCCAGAACUUCCUGCAGAACUGCCAGGAGCUCACUCUCUGGAUCAAUGACAAGCUGCUGACAUCUCAGGAUGUCUCCUAUGAUGAAGCUCGAAACCUUCACAACAAAUGGCUGAAGCACCAGGCGUUCGUGGCAGAGCUGGCUUCCCACCAGGGGUGGCUAGAGAACAUUGAUGCAGAAGGAAAGCAGCUGAUGGAGGAGAAGCCCCAGUUUGCGGCCCUGGUGUCCCAGAGGCUGGAAGCCUUGCACCGGCUCUGGGAUGAGCUUCAGGCCACCACACAGGAGACGGCCCAGCACCUCUCAGCCGCCAGGAGCUCUGACCUGCGCUCGCAGACCCACGCCGACCUCAACAAGUGGAUCAGGGCCAUGGAGGACCAGCUACGGUCGGACGACCUGGGCAAAGACCUGACCAGCGUCAACAGGAUGCUGGCUAAGCUGAAGCGUGUGGAGGACCAAGUGAACGUGCGGAAGGUGGAGCUGGAGGAGCUGUUUGCCCAGAUGCCCUCGCUGGGAGAGGAGGCAGGGCGUGAAGACUUGAGCAUCGAGAAGCGGUUCCUGGACCUUCUGGAGCCCUUGGGGAGGAGGAAGAAGCAGCUGGAAUCAUCCAGAGCCAAGCUGCAGAUCAGCCGGGACUUAGAGGAUGAGACGCUCUGGGUGGAGGAGAGGCUGCCUCUGGCCCAGUCGACCGACUAUGGCACGAACCUGCAAACUGUGCAGCUGUUCAUGAAGAAGAACCAGACGCUGCAGAACGAGAUCCUGGGCCACGCGCCGCGGGUGGAGGACGUGCUGCACAGAGGGCAGCAGCUGGUGGCCGCGGCCGAGAUCGACUGCCGGGACGUGGAGGAGCGCCUGGGGCAUCUGCAGGGUUCGUGGGACACACUGCGGGAGACGGCGACCGGCCGGCUGCAGCGCCUGCGGGAUGCCAGCGAGGCACAGCAGUACUACCUGGACGCGGGCGAGGCCGAGGCCUGGAUCAGUGAGCAGGAGUUCUACGUCUUCUCCGACGAGACCCCCCAGGAUGAAGAGGGCGCCAUCGUGAUGUUGAAGCGGCACUUGCGGCAGCAACGCACAGUAGAGGAGUACGGGCGGAACAUCAAGCAGCUGGCCGGCCGGGCCCAGAGCCUGCUGUCUGCAGGCCACCCCGAGGGGGAACAGAUCAUCAGACUUCAGGGGCAGGUGGACAAGCAGUACGCAGGGCUGAAGGACAUGGCAGAGGAGCGCAGGCGGAAGCUGGAGAACAUGUGCCACCUGUUCCAGCUGAAGAGGGAGGUGGAAGACCUGGAGCAGUGGAUCACGGAGAAGGAGCUGGUGGCCUCCUCCCCAGAAAUGGGGCAAGACUUUGACCACGUGACUCUGCUCCGGGACAAGUUCCGGGACUUUGCCCGGGAGACCGGGGCGAUUGGGCAGGAACGGGUGGACAACGUGAAUGCCAUCAUUGAGCGGCUCAUCGACGCGGGCCACGCAGAGGCGGCCACCAUCGCCGAGUGGAAGGACGGGCUGAACGAGAUGUGGGCGGACCUGCUGGAGCUCAUUGACACGCGCAUGCAGCUGCUGGCCGCCUCCUAUGACCUGCAGCGCUACUUCUACACUGGUGCCGAGAUCCUGGGCCUCAUUGAUGAGAAGCACCGCGAGCUGCCUGAGGAUGUGGGGCUGGACGCCAGCACUGCCGAGUCCUUCCACCGCGUGCACACAGCCUUCGAGCGGGAGCUCCACCUGCUGGGUGUGCAGGUACAGCAGUUCCAGGACGUGGCCACCCGCCUGCAGACAGCGUACGCUGGAGAGAAGGCGGACGCCAUCCAGAACAAGGAGCAGGAGGUGUCUGCCGCGUGGCAGGCACUGCUCGAUGCCUGCGCGGGGCGCCGCACCCAGCUGGUGGACACAGCGGACAAAUUCCGCUUCUUCAGCAUGGUCCGAGACCUCCUCUCCUGGAUGGAGAGCAUCAUCCGGCAAAUCGAGACCCAGGAGAAGCCCAGGGACGUCUCCUCGGUGGAACUGCUCAUGAAGUAUCACAAGGGCAUUCUGGCGGAGAUGGAAACGCGAAGCAAGAACUUCAGCGCCUGCCUGGAGCUGGGCGAGUCCUUGCUGCAGCGGCAACACCAAGCCUCGGAUGAGAUCAGGGAGAAACUGCAGCAGGUGGUGUCCAGGAGGAAGGAGAUGAAGGAGAAGUGGAAGGCCCGCCAGGAGCAGCUCCACAUGUGGCUGGAAGUGUGCCAGUUCUCUCGGGACGCCUCGGUGGCUGAAGCGUGGCUGAUCGCCCAGGAGCCCUACCUGGCCAGCCGGGACUUUGGACACACGGUGGACAGUGUGGAAAAGCUCAUCAAGAGGCAUGAGGCUUUUGAGAAAUCCACGGCAGGCUGGGCAGAGCGCUUCGCCGCCCUGGAGAAGCCCACCACGCUUGAGCUCAAAGAACACCAGACCCCGGAGAGAACUGAGGAGGAGACUGGGCCUCAAGAGGAGGAAGGCGAGACAGCAGGGGAGGCUCCCCGAGGUCCCCACCGAGCAGCCACCGAGAGAACGUCCCCGGGGGAAGAAGAGAGGCAGUGGCCCCAGGACCUGCAGCCGCCACUGCCGCCAGGGCCGCACAAGGAAGGGCAGGAGGAGAGAUCCAGCACAGAUGAGAGGCCCACCACAGAGCCCCUCUUUAAGGCCCUGGACACGCCUCUGAGCGAGGGUGAUGAGCCUACAACGCUGCCAGCCCAGGUGGACCACGGGCACAGCGUGCAGAUGGAGGGCUACUUGGGCCGCAAGCACGACCUGGAGGGGCCCAACAAGAAGGCGUCCAACAGGUCCUGGAACAACCUGUACUGUGUGCUCAGGAAUAGCGAGCUGACUUUCUACAAGGAUGCCAAGAACCUGGCCCUGGGGGUGCCCUACCAUGGGGAGGAGCCCCUGGCCCUGCGACAUGCCAUCUGUGAGAUUGCUGCCAGCUACAAGAAGAAGAAGCACGUCUUCAAGCUGAGGCUGAGCAAUGGCAGUGAGUGGCUUUUCCAUGGCAAGGAUGAGGAGGAGAUGCUGUCCUGGCUGCAGGGCGUGAGCACCGCCAUCAACGAGUCCCAGAGCAUCCGUGUCAAGGCACAGAGCCUGCCCCUACCCUCCAUCACCGGCCCCGACGCCAGCCUCGGCAAGAAAGACAAGGAGAAGAGAUUCAGCUUCUUCCCCAAAAAGAAGUAGCCUCUCGGGCACCCCGCGGGUGAAGCCAGUGCGUCGGGACGAGAGACGAGCGGGGACGAGCGCUUCCCUCCUCGGCAGGGUCUUCCUCCUGCCCACGGCCCAGCCGCCGCUGCCUGCCGCCUGCCUGCUCCGAGUCGCCAGCCGGGCCCCGGGCCCCGGUGCACUGCAAUAGCUGCCUUCGCGCCACCGGCCCAACCCGGCCCGGCCCACGCCUGCCUCCGCGCCCUCUGCCCGCAGCCCCGGCGCCCCGCACACGGCGAGCGCGGGCUCCAGGGACGGAGCUCCCAGCUCCGCCGGCCCUCGGUGCCUCCGGGGCUGGGGGCAGGAGACGCGAGGCCCACGCCCUCCUCUCCCCGCCCCGCUUCCGGGCUGAGGGGCGCCAGCCCGUCCCCCGAUUCAAACAUAAGCUGGAGAAGAAGGCUGAUGGGGUUCCUCAGACGCUGCCCACUCCCAAAGCAAGUCUUGCUUGGGGUCACCUCCUGCUCAGUCGCAGCCAGGGAAAGGGAAAGGGAAGAGGACAACGGAAAUGCCCGACCUGCCCCUUAGGGGCGUGAGGAAGGAGGCUUCAGGGAGCUCUGGGCCAGGGGAUGCUGGGGACUGAGGGGACACGACGGCCUCCUCCCCACUGGGCUUCCUCAGAACGGGGACUCUCACCUCAGGGGCCACCGCGUCCCCUCCUCGCUCCUCCUCCCACAGAAAGAGGGGGGCACCCGACAAGAUCGAUGGGUCCUAAGUGCAAAGGGGCUCCCGCGGCCUCCGACACCCGUUGCUGCCACCCCCGAUGGUGGUAGGGAGGACCAGGAAGCUCUCAAGCCAGCCCUCUUUUAAAACUACAGUUAGAGCUUAGGGCUCAGGCCAGAAGGAGGUAGAUAGGUCUCCACACUGCCUAAGGCGCUGCCUCUCCACUCUGGGGUCCUCCCGCACUCCCAGUAGCUGUCAAACCAGCAACAUCCCACUCAGACACAGGGCCCUUAAGGGAGACAGCGCAGGUCCCCAGGUACAAGAUGGACACCGCAAUGCCUGGAGUAGAGCAUCCCAAAGCCAAAUACCCCAUGUGUUCUGUCUGCAGCUGGUACCACCUGAGGGUGCUGGCUGGACCGACAGCAAAUUUCAUGACCCGUCACCCUGGGGUGGCAAAUGUGGCCACACCUGGGUAUUUAUUACGACCCACGGAACAACCCCAGAUGGCUGGGACAAAUGCUGGGGCCAAAGCCAUUAAGGUGUGGCAGGCACCCUUGCUUAGCUCCUCCAGAAGGUCCUGGCCUUGAGUCAGGGGGCCACAUGGGUAUCUACCCCACAAUCCCAAGCACAGCCAAAAGGGGCCCUGCAACCUCUAUCCCCAGGGAUAGCUUUCCCUGUGCUGCUGAGGUCAGACUUCCAGACGGAAGAGACCACUAGUUCCACAGGGAUUUUUCUCCGCCACUCUCUGAAAGCAAUGCAGCUCCAGCCCAGCAUCUUAACUGGGGUUAGGUCCAAAAGAGGGGUUAAGUUGCAGGCAGCAGGCAUUUCCCCAGGGACCAGAAAGGUCCCUGGGGCCAGCAGUUGCUGUUUCCAUCACCUUCCCCAUGGGAAGGAGCCUUAGACACACUGAGAUGAUCCCCCGGAAGCGGGUGAAGCUCAGGUAGAAACCACAGGCAUAGGCAUCCGGAGUUACUAGGCCUUCCCAGGAGCUCUUAGUGCUGGAGAUCAACACCACCAUGUCAAGGGAAGGCAAUUUCAGCAGACAAGAACCACAGGAGGGAAGUUCUCUGCUGGAGCCUGACAGGUGGUCCCACCUCUGGAGCCAGGGUCUUCAUUUGGCCUCUAUGCACCUAACCCUAUGGCCCUCUGUGCAUCCACAGGGAACCUAAUCUAUACCACCCACCAGCCUCUUUCUAUACCUAGGGAAACCAAGGCAGGAGGCAGUGAGGUGAUGACACUCACCUGGCAAUAAAGAAGGCCUCUGGUGCAUCUGAGGGCAUGUCCUUCUCCAGGGCAGAUAGCGGCAAGAGUCUCCCUCAACUGUUCCCAUGGGCCAGUCUUCAGGGAGCCAAGAGACUAGAGGCCACCCUCUCCCCUCCACGUGUGCCAAAGCAGCACCUGAAGUGAAGAAUUUCAGCAAGCAACUCCACAGUCCCAAGAAUGAAAGGGCCUCAAGGAAAAGCUAGGAUUUCACCACUCCUGGGCCCCCAGACUGGGCAAGGGCAGCAGCCGGCUGCAUGUGACCCACCAUCUACUGCCAGCUACCCACGCAUCCCUCCCCCCACAUCACACAGGCCCCAAGACACUCAACUCACUGGACUGAAACUGCAGGGGCCCAGCUUUGGGACUCUGUGCCACAUGGGGGGCUAAGCUCCUGGUGCCCUGGCAAGGUUUCUUUUUUCCCUCCUUACAUUUUCUAUUUUGUAGUUCUUUUCUUUAACAGUAUCCCCAAACAGCUCCAGUCCACACCAGCAAACCAGGAUUCCUCCCCAGGGCAGUUUAGAGGAAGCUCCUUCUGGGCAUGGUCAGGUGGUCCUCCUUCCCUCUCUCCUUUCCCUUUGUCCCCUGGCCUCAACUGACUGUGGCUGAGGGAGGUAAGGAGGGUCCUCGAGCUUCCUCCCCCCUACCUAGCACCCAUAACAGGAGGUCUGUGGGGGGCUCGGCUUCCCCGCCACCCCACUCCUUCUUCCUGCCUAUCGGAGAGCACAGAGAGUCCCCAAGGCUGGCCCUGGAUCGCCCUCCUCCCUUCAGUAGGAGGGGGCAGAGAUCCAGAGGACCCCGUGGCUCGGUCUCUUGGACAAGUAAGCUCAGGGAGGAUGCAAGGGAGGAGGUGGCUGCAGAGGACGGCAGCCCUGUUGGGCACAGACCAUGCAAUCUGGGGCUGGCCCUGGGGCCGGCUCGGCCUUGUCCUCCACCUGCUCAAAUGUGCUUCCACCAACCAGAGAAAACCCAUUUACUAGUUUUUCUAAUAAAUCAAUAACGCUCCA